Indicator indicator is the source of this 1217-nucleotide messenger RNA. RefSeq names its product ankyrin repeat domain 49 (gene ANKRD49). Gene Ontology annotation, molecular function: protein binding. The transcript is spliced from 3 exons. NCBI's taxonomy places the organism in Eukaryota, Metazoa, Chordata, Aves, Piciformes, Indicatoridae. Bases 36 to 752 code for a protein of 238 amino acids. The record is from RefSeq and is a predicted model, not a curated record.
CCGAGAGCUCUGGUGGCUGCAGAUGCUGCCUGAAAAUGAAUAAAGACAAACAAAUCGAUGAAGAUGAUGAUGACAGCGAGCAGUUCGAAGAUUUUAUGGAGAAUUUUAACCAACUUGAACUGCUGGAGACGCACAGGCAUUUGAUUCCUGUAGGAACUCAGAGCUGUUGGUCAGGACAGUCUGACGAUGAUGAUGAUGAACAAGAAAGAAGUGAGGAAUGGUAUGAAAUGCAAGAAAAAAAAAUGGAAAAACAUCCAGAGAAGUUGCUACUCUGGGCAGCUGAAAACAAUCGGCUAAGUACAGUGAAGAGGCUCCUUUCCGAAAAGCUGGCUCCAGUUAAUGCUCGUGAUGAAGAUCAGUACACUCCUCUCCAUCGAGCUGCCUACAGCGGGCACUUGGACAUUGCCCAUGAGUUGGUGGCCCAAGGGGCAGACAUUCACGCGCAGACAGUGGACGGCUGGACGCCUCUGCACAGUGCCUGUAAGUGGAACAACACGAAAGUGGCCGCGUUCUUACUUCAGCAGGGCGCUGACAUCAACGCGCAGACAAAUGGCUUGCUGACACCACUGCAUAUCGCUGCAGGAAACAAAAACAGUCGGGAAACCCUUGAACUCUUGCUGAUGAAUCGCUAUGUGAAACCAGACCUGAAAAACAACUUGGAUGAAACAGCCCUUGACAUUGCUAGGAGGACUGAUAUAUAUCAUUACCUUUUUGAAAUAGUAGAAGACUGCAUCAAUGCUGUCUCCCCUUAAAAGUUGUGGUUAAGGUUGUGAACGUGAGGUUUGCUGCCUCUUGUUUCUGUUCUGCAUGCUCAUCAAUGGUGGUCUGGCCCUUUUGCAAGGAGGUUUUCUUCUAAGACACUUAGUUCUCCUCAGGCAAAAUGUCACUUCUGGCAAUUCAGCUCAGUAGUCUCGCUCAUAAUUUGAAGCAUUACUACUUUUGCUCAACAUGUUCAGAAAGUUUCAGUGUUUUCAGUGAGUCUCCAUUUAAUUACUUGAGAUUUGGAGGAGCUUUUGAAAUUGGUUUGUACUGUGAAAGCAGGAGGGAAAAUGGGAACAUUUACUUGAUGCAAAAGAAUUCUGGCUUGGUUAUGCAGGGUUUUACAGCUCACUUGAAUUUUUUUUUUUUCCCCAGAAAUCUAAAUUUUUAAAACUGCAUGAAAGCUCAGAAUGAAUGUAACUUAUUUGGGUGAUAUAAAAAAUGCGCAGUGAUCUCAG